AGUGCUGACCACAGCACCCGGGAAGUGGCUGAGGGAAGCUGUGCAGAGCAGCACUGGCCAUGGGGACAGUGGCCCCAGUCCUUUUGGUACUGCUCAGCCUAAGAGUGACUAUUUGUGAUGCUGAGGACACCUGCUCAGAGGUGAGAAUAGUGGGACUGCGUGAUGCUGACCGACUUGCCAUUCUUCAAGGAUGUCCAGGGAUCCCAGGUGUCUCUGGCCCAAAAGGAGAAGCAGGUCUCCCAGGAACAAAAGGAGAAACGGGAGACCAGGGAUUCCCUGGGAAAGCAGGACCACCUGGUGCAAAAGGAGCACCUGGAGAGCCUGGUUUCCCAGGACUGAAAGGAACAAAAGGAGAGCCUGGAUUUCCAGAAAUAUGGGAACCAGAGAACUGCAAAGAACUGUUGGCCAAAGGGAAGAUUUUCAGUGGCUGGUACACAAUCUACCCCCAAGACUGCAAUGCCACCACCGUCUUCUGUGACAUGGACACGGAUGGUGGGGGAUGGAUUGUUUUUCAGAGGCGCUGGGAUGGGUCAGUGAACUUCUUGCGAGAUUGGGAUUCAUACAAACGAGGCUUUGGCAACCAGCUGACGGAGUUCUGGAUGGGGAAUGACAACAUCCACUUCCUCACCUCUCUGGGACCCUGUGAACUCCGUGUUGACCUCAGAGACUUUGAGAACAACUACUAUUUUGCCAAGUAUGCUUCAUUCAGAGUUUUAGGAGAGUCAGAGAAAUACAGACUGAUUCUAGGAGACUUCCUUGGUGGAAACGCUGGGGACUCCUUAUCGUACCACAGAGACAUGCCAUUUUCAACAACAGAUCACGACAAUGACAUGAGUUCCUUUAACUGUGCCACAGAAUAUAAGGGAGCGUGGUGGUACAAUGACUGCCAUUACUCCAACCUGAACGGGAUGUACUGGAUGGGUGCACAUGGGAGCUAUGCUGAUGGCAUCAACUGGAAGACAGGCAAAGAAUACCAUUACUCCUAUAAGCAAACAGAAAUGAAGUUCAGGCCAGUUUAACAUGGUGACAGGGUGCCUGACUAGGUCCAAGAGGUGCCACUCACCCACCAACAGAAGACACAAAAAAAUGUUGCUUGGGGACAAAAAUGGACCAGAAAGAGUAUUACAGGUUGUCCCUUCUGCCUAGAGCAGGAUUUUUGAAGCCAGAAGCGGUACUGGUUUGCGUUUCUGUAAGCACCAGAUCCUGACCCUCUCUCACCCUGAGUACCUUCAGCAGCCCCACUAAUGCAGACUGAGCCCAAGUACCUUCUUCUGAAAAGUGUGUUAUCUUGAUUUAAAGACCAGGUGAUGAGUGGAGCCAGUGCACCUCAGUAAAGCCCUCUGAUAUUACUACCCUAAAUGGUAAUUACUGCUAAUCUCCAGUAUAAUCCAUGUAUAUGAAGACUCCAAUUUGCAUGCAGCCUCUUUCUAUCCAAGAGCCAUCCAAAAGGCACUGAAUUCCUGACCUGUCCCACUCUCCCCGCAGGCUGUGAUGGAGCCACAACAUAGAACAGCAUGGAAAAGACUGAGCUUCCAGCACAGUGUGUAGGAAUCCACAAAAUCAGAGGGUUUUGGGAAAGCUGCAAAAGGCAGGCCUCAGAGGCAGCAGAACUGUGAUUAGAGCUAAGCAGUAGCCAUGAGAUAGGUCAGCAGAAAAAUUAUUUAAAAAUUAGAAAAGCAAGGACAAAUAGAACAAUGGUCUGUGUAUUAACGCUUGUCUAGAAUAACUCCCUAAGCUACAGAAAAGUUUAUCUAGCAAGAUAUUAGGAAGUUUGAAGCUUAAUAAUGGAGCUGUGUGCAUUGUGUUUUAAUGCUUACAAGUAGGUAUUGUAUUCAAAAUAGCAAACAUUGUUUUAACCAAAGGUACGUGUGCUUAUAGGUUGGAUAGAACUACUGUCAAUGAGCUUUCUGCUUUGUGUGAUUGGUCAAAAAACUUCUAAAGUUGUAACAUUAAGUUCUUGGUCUGCUGCUUGGGAUGUGAGCUGCUGGCAUCUUCCUACUGUCAUAACCAUGUAAUGAGAUUGAUGCUGAAAAAUAAAACAGCUCAAGGCACGGUCCACAGC
Molecule: messenger RNA, 2062 nt
Organism: Zonotrichia leucophrys gambelii
Lineage: Eukaryota; Metazoa; Chordata; Aves; Passeriformes; Passerellidae
Gene: FCN2
Product: ficolin 2
Exons: 9
Coding region: 60-1019 (319 amino acids)
Biological process (GO): complement activation, lectin pathway
Molecular function (GO): antigen binding; carbohydrate derivative binding; signaling receptor binding
Source: RefSeq, a predicted model, not a curated record